GUUGUCUUCAGUUGGUUAUUCUCCUCCUCGUCCUGUGUUGAGAGCUGCGGCUCAUAUUCCGCCAUACUGUCCGCAGUGUUUAUUUUGAUACAUUUUCACCAAUUGCUGAUAUUUUAAUCCAUAAUACACCAACUAAUACAAAAAAACAAUCAAUAUCUACUAAUUUAUCAUAUAAUUGUGAUAUAUAAAUAUUUUUUUAUCCGUUAACUAAAUUUUAUAAAAUAUAUAAAGAAAAAAAAAAAGUAACGCCAGUGUCACCAGUAGCGCCUUGUGGUAGUGUGUGCCAGUUUAGUAAACGUGACGAAGGAACAUCAGCAUUUUAAUUUCCAUUCUCAUAUUCUCAUAACCAGUAUCAGCAGCUACACUAGCACCAGUCUCAGCAAUGGCCUGUGCCACCCUAAAAAGAUCCUUGGAAUUUGAUCCUGUUCAUAGCCACGGACGUCCAAAUAAACGACGAAGAUGUGCACCGAUGUGCGUAUCACCUGGUAGUUCAACUCAGCGGACAUCAAGCCAACAAAAUCCAUCACCAUUUGGCGAAGUUACGCACAAAUUGACGCCUGAAAAAAUGGCUGCUAACAUUAGAGAAGAAAUUCGUCGGUUACAUAAACGUAAGCAGUUGCAUUUCAACCCACAAGGUAAUUCAAGUGGUUGUGAUUCUUCGGACAUGGAAGGGGGCCCAGCAAGUCCAUCUGGUUGUGGUUCAAGCUCGUACAACUGCAGCCCAAACAGCAGGGAGAAACCAUUAUUUACAUUUAGACAAGUCGGAUUGAUUUGCGAGAGAAUGCUCAAAGAACAAGAAACUCAAAUACGUGAAGAAUAUGAUCAGAUAUUAACAAUGAAGCUUUCAGAACAAUAUGACGCUUUUGUUAAAUUUACAUAUGAUCAAAUUCAGAAGAGAUUUGAAUCUGCGGCUGCACCAAGCUAUCUAUCUUAAAUGGACGCUUAUACACCUGAGAAAACAAGUUUUGAAAAGAAGGAUUAGGUAAGAAAUAUUAAAUCAAUUAUCCUUAAUCACCAUCGAUGAGGAUUUAUUGGUUAAUUAUUUCAUAAAAUUUAAAUCGCAGUUUUUUUUUACUGCGUAUCUGAAAAUAAAAUUAUUUGCUUAAAGUUUGAACUUUGAAAUAGUUACAUUGACAGGAUUUUAAAAUCAUUGAAGUAUAUAAAUAAAUCAGCCGAUUAUAAACUUAAUAACAAGAAAUAAUGAUUUAAAUUCAAAGAUUCGAAAAUAAUGGAAAUAAAAAAUUAAAAAAUUAAAAAAAAAAAAAAAAAAAGAAAAACAAUUCUCGGCAUAAACGGAGGAAGAUUAGUGAUGUAAGUUCAUAGUAGAUUUGUAGUUAAAUACAAUUUAAAUAAACGAAGAUCGAUCAAUAAAUUGAAUGUGUACCAGUAAGAAAAAAAUUAAAUUUGAAAAAAAAAAAAAAAAAAAAAAAAAAAAAAAAAAAAGAAUAACAACAAAACAUUAACAAUAUUUGUACUGUCUUAUGUUAAACGCGGUGGUAUCAGGGAACCAUCUUAACAUUUGUUUCGAAAAAGAAACCAUCUAUAAAAAUAUUGAAGUUUUUUUUUUUUUUUAUAUGUAUAUUUAGAACUUAAUCUAAAAUUAUUUUUUGUAUGCAAGUAUUAACUCUCCUUAUUAAUACAAAUAUCUUCAGUUAAAAACUUAUUUUUCUAUUGCAUUGAAUUUAAAAUUGAUUAAAUUAUAAAUUUAAUUGACUAUAAAAUUAAACAAUUUGAUUGUCUCAAUAAUGUUUCUGUAAAAACUAUUUUUUAAUUCAAUCAAAAUAUUUGUAAAACUAGACAAUGUUUCUUUUUUUUU
Microplitis demolitor is the source of this 1816-nucleotide messenger RNA. It is a transcript of the gene akirin, whose product is annotated as akirin-2. Gene Ontology annotation, cellular component: nucleus; chromatin. Gene Ontology annotation, biological process: positive regulation of transcription by RNA polymerase II; positive regulation of innate immune response. The record is from RefSeq and is a predicted model, not a curated record. Gene Ontology annotation, molecular function: transcription coregulator activity. The coding region runs from base 383 to 934 and encodes 183 amino acids. The transcript has 4 exons. NCBI's taxonomy places the organism in Eukaryota, Metazoa, Arthropoda, Insecta, Hymenoptera, Braconidae.